This is a messenger RNA of Lates calcarifer (barramundi perch), 1955 nucleotides long. It is a transcript of the gene tmem53, whose product is annotated as transmembrane protein 53. The transcript has 3 exons. The record is from RefSeq and is a predicted model, not a curated record. The coding region runs from base 235 to 999 and encodes 254 amino acids. NCBI's taxonomy places the organism in Eukaryota, Metazoa, Chordata, Actinopteri, Centropomidae.
AGGGGGGCGGUAAAGCAACAUUAACUCGACGUCGUUCAACAACGCAAAGAAGAAAUGCUCCGGUAGAGAAGAACGACUACAGUGGACAGUCCACCGAUCUAUCUGUGGUGCACUAUUCCUUCCAUGCAGUCUGUGCGGUCUGUAGCCUGAUAAUUGUCCGUUUUUCGUAACAGCCAGAUGAACCAAACAUUACCGUUAGACAACGACAGCAGCUGAUAACUCUCGGAUACAGAAAUGGCAGACGAUGAAAUAGACUACAAUAUCGUGUUUCCAGAUGCAGGGACAUCGGAGAGACACUGGCAAGGGACAAAGGAGCCAGUAGUGAUACUGCUGGGCUGGGCUGGUUGCAAAGACAAGCACCUCUCCAAGUACAGCUCCAUCUACAAUGAACAGGGAUGUGUUACCAUCCGCUACACAGCUCCCUUGAAGACCGUCUUUAUCUCAGAGUCAUUUGGCUACAAGGAGCUGAGGAGCAUAGCCCUGAAGCUGCUGGAGAUACUCUAUGACUAUGAGGUGGAAAACAGUCCUAUUUUCUUUCACAUUUUCAGUAAUGGUGGCUUCAUGCUGUACCGUUACAUUGUAGAGUUGUUGCACAGUGAGAAACCAUUCAGUUCCCUGUGUGUGAUUGGGGCUGUAGUGGACAGCGCACCGGGUAGUGGGAACGUCCGAGGGGCCCUGCGUGCACUGACGGCCACAUUAGGGCCAAAAAUAAGUCCUUUUUUAAGGUAUGUCCUCUUAGCGCUUUUCGCAGUGACUGUUUUCCUGUUACGAGUAGUGCUGUACCCUUUGACCAAGUACAUCCACAAGAACCACUAUGAUGCUGUGCGGGAGAGGCCGCCCGCCUGGCCUCAUUUGUACCUGUACUCCAAGGCUGACCAAGUUAUCAGGCACAGGGACAUUGAGCUCUUUGUGGAGACUGUGAAGCAGAAAGGCGUCCCUGUGGACAGUUUUGAUUUUGCUUUCAGUCCCCAUGUUUGUCAUUUCCAGGAUUUUCCCUGAGCAGUAUACUCUUAAGUGUCGUGAUUUCCUGGUUGCUUGCAUGAAGGACUUAGAAGGGACUGAGAUGAAGAAGAGACACCGAGUUCCAAGUCAAUGAAACAUGGAGAGACUCUCACAGGAUUUUGUUAACCAUCUGUUAAACAGUCUUUUCCAGAUUUUGAACUGAAGCGAAGGAAGUCAGACUACUUAAUUUUUCCUUAGUGGUCUGAAAAAUCUGCUAGAAAUUGAGUCCUAAAAUUGCGUCACAACGGUUGGACUUUGUACUGAACUCGUAUAAGAUCCUGGCAAUGUGUUCUCCGUCCCAGUGCACGUAAUGGGAAGGUUCCACAGAUGUGGUCUAGGUCUUUUGUGCUUAAUCCAUAUCUGGAAAACCAGCCAUAUGCAACACUGUAAUUCACAUGUCCUUGGCACAAAGGCUUAACCUUGCCUACUGAACAGUCAUGCACCACAUGUAAAAAUAACAAUACAAACAGAUGCUAUACACUGGAAAAUUGAGACUCAAAUCCUUUAGCAUAAUUUAAAUGGUAUUUAAUAUUGCUGUUAAAUGUGAUUAACCGUAGACUAGUAGUAGUGAUUCUAAACUGAUGCGACUGGUUAUUGGAAAAUAAUAAUCUGUAUCUUCUAUUUAUAAAAUUUAAAAUGUAUUUAUGGUUUUAAUCAUUAAAUGAAAUCACUAGGUUGCUCACAGUGAAGGUAACUGUGAAAGGAUUGAUCACAUAAUAUGUUUUCUUUGAAUAAAUAAAAGUAUCUAAAUUGUUGCCCCUAAACAGUAAAUGCAAUCUGAUGUUUGUUUGUUUUUUGGACCAGAAAUUGUAGAAUACUCAACACUAAUAUGUGAUACAAAAUUGAUUGAGUUAAAGGAAAAAGGUGAUUGACGAUGAAUGUAUAAGUCCAGCACAACCUAUGUGUUCUUUUUAACUGAUGUGCCUUCAAUAAAUCAGAAUGCUCAUAGAGAA